AUGACUGAAGGUCACGCUGCUCCGGUCCCCGAGGGUCCUGCAAUGGCGGUUGGCGACAGUACCGGCACUGCUCCCGUCGCCGCCGCGGGAUCUCGUCACCCAGCUGCCACCCAGCCUGAUCAGGGUGUGACACCGAGUCUGAUGGAGCAGGCCUCCACGGGCAGGCUCACCCCUCGUCCAACCUUUUUGGAAAACUUGGCCAGCUCGCGCGAAGCCCAGUUCCACUUUCACCGGACUGACUCCAGUGAGUUGGAGCGGUACUUUCAAGGCCCCCGUGACAUGGACAGACACUCCAAAUGGCCAAUCUUUAUGCGUAUGCAUGGCAGUGUGACUCCCAAAAUGAUCGUGCCUCUCUUGGUCGUCGGCGGGUGGGCUACUGCGAUUACUUGCAUUUGCCAGUUCGGCCGUAAUCUUGCCAUCAACAACAUCCUGCUCACCGUACUUGGUUUCGUGGUGGGUUUGGCAUUGUCGUUCCGUAGUUCGACUGCUUAUGAAAGAUGGGCCGAUGGUCGUAAAUAUUGGGCUCAGCUCAUUCAAACCUCGCGAAACUUGGCCCGAACCAUCUGGGUCAAUGCAUCUGAACGUGAAGGUGAAGAUGGCAAGGUGGACAUUCUUCGCAAGGUGUCUGCGAUGAACCUCAUUCUUGCCUAUGCUGUCGCCCUCAAGCACAAGCUUCGAUUCGAGCCAGAUGUCGCCUACGGAGACCUUGCUGGAUUAGUUGGGCACUUGGAUACAUUUGCCCUCGAAGCGCAUGACCGCAACGCUAUGCAACCUCGACCCAAGUCCCUGUGGAAGUCUGCCGGUGAACACCUCGGCGUUUCUUUUGCCGAAUCCAACCCUCGUAAAUUGAUCAAGCGUUCCAAGAAGCCAUUGGGUCAUCUGCCACUUGAAAUCCUGAACCACUUGUCUGCCUACGUGGACUCCAUCGUGGCCAAUGGUACCCUUACCUCUGGGUUGCACCAAAGCCAAGUUAUCACCAUGAUGUCUACCCUAAACGAAGUCUUGACUGGAACAGAGCGUGUGCUGGACACUCCUCUGCCCGCCGCAUACAGCAUCGCCAUCGCCCAGAUCGCCUGGAUCUACGUGAUGGUCCUUCCCUUCCAGCUCUACAACUCCCUAGAAUGGGUGACUAUCCCCGCCUCAAUGGUUGCCGCAUACAUUAUCAUCGGACUCGCCACCAUCGGUAGCGAGAUUGAAAACCCCUUCGGACAAGAUGUCAACGACCUGCCUCUUGACACCUAUUGUCGGCAGAUCGCCGUCGAGCUCGACAUCAUCACCGCCACUCCACCUCCCAAUGUCAACGAGUUCAUGGACCGUCCCGAGAACCUUGUGCUCUUCCCACUUAGCCAGAACAGCUAUGGCGAGUGGAUGACUCGCAGCAAGGAAGACAUUCGUGCUGCGCUGCGCUCCAAAGUCACGGCUGGUACCGCCAUGAGCACCUCUGUUGAUACCUCUUCCGAUGGAUCGGAUUCUGCCACGGUGAUGAGCAUCACUGAGAGGACUAAACAGUCUGUUUAG
Molecule: messenger RNA, 1518 nt
Organism: Penicillium diatomitis
Lineage: Eukaryota; Fungi; Ascomycota; Eurotiomycetes; Eurotiales; Aspergillaceae
Product: bestrophin family protein
Exons: 6
Coding region: 1-1518 (505 amino acids)
Molecular function (GO): chloride channel activity
Source: RefSeq, a predicted model, not a curated record